Messenger RNA from Mycena indigotica, 1893 nucleotides. RefSeq lists its product as uncharacterized. The transcript is spliced from 11 exons. Bases 10 to 1893 code for a protein of 627 amino acids. Lineage: Eukaryota; Fungi; Basidiomycota; Agaricomycetes; Agaricales; Mycenaceae. The record is from RefSeq and is a predicted model, not a curated record. Gene Ontology annotation, molecular function: CoA-ligase activity.
CUGACCACUAUGGCCGAAUUCACGUCCCUCAUGCCUGCGCCCCACAUCCCCGACGAUGUUACCGUUCCCCAAUUCUUAUUCGAUUACGAGCAUCCGAUUAGAAUGACGAGGAAAGCCGCCACGCCCUGGAUUAUUGAUGCUGCCACCGGGAAGACGUAUGGGAAGGAUGAAUUGUCUGAGAGGACAUGGAAUCUUGCCAACGGGUUGAGUUUGCGCUACUCGCUAGGUGCGGCCCUCAGGAUUCUGGUUUGUGGAACCUUUCUCCGAAUAUUUACAGUGCCCAUUCCUCCCAUAGUCGGCAUUCUGAGCAGUAAUCACGUCGACUUUGCAAUAUCGGUUUGGGCUGCCCACAGGCUGGGGAGCUCUGUAUUCACCUUGAAUCCGACAUUCAACGCGGAGGAAAUCUUGCCAUCUAUCCGGGAUAUGAAGCCGGCUCUCUUAUUCGUCCACCCCAUGGCUCUACCAGCGGCAACCGCUGCUGCCGCUUCCGUUGGCCUCUCCACGGAUCGCAUAAUUCUUUUGGCAACAACUGACAAGAUUGGCGAGCACGCGUUGGUGACUGAACUCGUCGAACUUGGUUUUUCUAGUAAAGAGACACACAAGUUUAAGGAGUACAAGCUUGCGCCUGGGGAGGGGAAAACUAAAACAGCACUAUGCUUCCCUUCGAGUGGGACUACGGGAGUGCCGAAGAUGGCUGCGCUGCCACACGCAGCUAUCAUCGCAAACGUACUCCAAAAUGCUGCUUGGGAUAUGGGUUUGGGGACAGAGCCUAUUCCUGUCGAAGAGAGACGAUUUAGGCCCGGCGAUGUUUCGCUUGCGGCUUUGCCUUUCUUCCAUAUUUUCGGUCUCCUGAUCAACCUGCAAUACCACUUGUUUUGCGGAAUGACCGCCGUCAUCCUACCCAAGUUCGAUUUCCGCGACUUUCUCGCAGCAAUCAAGACCUACCAGGUCAACCAGCUCUCCUUGGUCCCACCAAUCAUGGUGCUAUUCAGCAAACACCCUGCUGUUGUCGCCGAGGAUCUUAGAUCCAUUCGCGUCAUCUACGCUGGUGGCGCACCAGUCAACCUCCAUUUUGUGCAAGAGAUGGCGAAGCUCAUGCCCAAUGCGGUAAUCGAGCAGAGUUUGGGCAUGACGGAGGUCUCGGGCAUCGUUGCGAUGCCGCCGCUUGACCGACAGGUGUCGACUGGCAGCGGCGGUUGUCUACUUCCAGGCAAUUCCGCGCGAGUCAUGAAGACGGAGACAGGGGCAGACGGAGAUGUGAAGACGGCAUUGGCAGCGCCGGGCGAACCGGGAGAGCUUUAUAUACGGGGACCGUCGAUUGCGACUCACUACGUGAACAACGAGAAGAUGUGUGUAUGUUGCUUGAUAAUCUCAAACACUGACGUCGUUGCAGCUCAACGGAGACGUUUGUGGACGGAUGGGUUCGGACAGGGGAUCAAGUGUACAUUGACGAGAAAGGAGAGGUGCAUGUUGUGGACAGAAUCAAGGCAUGCUGCUGUUUACCGGGGCCUUGUGGAGUCGUCUUACUCGUGGCAGGAUUUCAUCAAGGUCCGCGCUUUUCAAGUUGCGCCAGCCGAGCUGGAAGCGAGACUCGCGGCUAGCGCUGACGUUGCGGACUGCUGCGUUGUGCCUGUCCCUGACGAGUUCAAUGGGCAGCUGCCCAAGGCGUAUGUCGUGCUUAGCGCAAGUGCGUUGGAACGGGUCGGAGCGAGUGCUGAUGCGGAAGGGGAAAAGGAAAAGAUCAAGGAAGCGUUAAUCAAGGACAUCGCGGACCACAAGGCGAAAUAUAAGGGCCUUGGUGGAGGGGUGGAGUUUAUUGACGCCAUUCCGAGAAAUGCAGCUGGGAAGCUGUUGAGGAGGGUGUUGAGGGAGAAGGCAGCGUAUGUGAUUUGA